UUUCGCAUUCUAACUCUCAGUUGAUCUGCAGUUAAAUCGUACACAAAUUUCUGUAAUCAUUCUGCAAACAUGGUUAGAAAACUAUUUUUAGCGCUUGCUUUCUUGAUGGCUGCGACCGGGUGCUUUGGACAGCUUUCAGGUUCCCUCAGUCCGGACUACAAAGGUGGCAACAAUCUGAAUGUUAACGGACGACACGUGAUCGGUAAUGCUCACGAAAAUUUGGCGGGAUCCGUCGGUUUGAAUGCGAAUACUGCGGGAGGGCCACCAACCGGUAAUCUAGGACUCGAUUAUAACCGAGGAUUGAACAGUGCCGGAGUAUUCGGAUCACAUACACCGGGUCAGCAAAACACCGUCGGUGCGAGAGGAAAUUUGAACCUGUUGAACAACCAGCGAGAUCGAUUGGAUCUGUCCGGAUUCGCAAGUAAAACCCACACACCAACCAACGACAUAACGAAGUUCGGCGCUGGGCUCCAGUCGAACGAUCACGGGGCUUCCUUCACUAGAAGUAACAUAGCUGGGGUUGGAUCGCAAACUAGACUCGAUGGCAACGCGAAUCUGUUCAAGACGGACUCCAACCGACUGGAUGCCAAUGCGUUUAAAUCUUUCAACAAACUCAACAAUGGAGCGUCCUUCGGAAGUCAUGGCGCCGGUCUCGAUUGGAACAAUGCUAGAGGACACGGGGCCUCGCUUGGAUUCGAUCGGACACCUGCGCUGAGAGAGACGAAUGUUUUCGCCACCGGAAGAGCGAACCUGUGGCAGAACCAGCAAAGCUCGCUGGAUGCAUUCGGGACGGUGGGCCGAGCACUAUCGGGGCCGAGCCGGGGUAGGACUAAUUUUGGAGCCGGUAUCGGUUUGAAGCAUCGGUUUUAGCUAAUUUUUGCUUAAUUUUUUUCAAGUUCAUGUUCCUUAUUAGUGGAUAAGUAAAGAGAUAAAAUAUUUGUAUACUUUCACCCAAAA
Molecule: messenger RNA, 957 nt
Organism: Topomyia yanbarensis
Lineage: Eukaryota; Metazoa; Arthropoda; Insecta; Diptera; Culicidae
Product: attacin-B-like
Exons: 2
Coding region: 70-870 (266 amino acids)
Biological process (GO): defense response to bacterium
Cellular component (GO): extracellular region
Source: RefSeq, a predicted model, not a curated record